This is a messenger RNA of Pogonomyrmex barbatus (red harvester ant), 3101 nucleotides long. Its product is annotated as DDB1- and CUL4-associated factor 5. NCBI's taxonomy places the organism in Eukaryota, Metazoa, Arthropoda, Insecta, Hymenoptera, Formicidae. Gene Ontology annotation, cellular component: cytoplasm; Cul4-RING E3 ubiquitin ligase complex. Gene Ontology annotation, biological process: negative regulation of fatty acid biosynthetic process. The record is from RefSeq and is a predicted model, not a curated record. Gene Ontology annotation, molecular function: protein binding.
AUGCCGACAACGGCGACGACGGCGUCGUCAUCGCGCAGCGACCAGUGCCGAAAGGAGGAUCAUCCACCGCCAGCCUCCGACGAGGAGGCGGACGGCCGCGUUCGAUUCCGCGCCGGCAGCCUCCGGCGACGUCGUCGACGGCUGCGGCAGACGUGUGGGGAUGGCGUCGACGCCGCGGUCGCCCAUCCGUCCGAGUGCAGCGCGCUGUCGUAUGUGCUUGCGCGACAGAUCGACGACAAAGUCGACUAUUGCCGUACUCUGGUUAAUGCCAGAUUCGAGAACUCCGAGAACCUCUACAGGAAGGAUCUGCUGUCUCACUACGGAUGUGUUAACGCGAUCGAGUUUUCCAAUCAGGGGGAUCUGCUCGUUUCCGGCGGUGAUGAUAGAAGAGUUUUGUUAUGGAGAGUGGAACAGGCGAUACAGGGCAUGGGCAAGCCCACCGUGAUGAAAUCGCAACAUGUUAGCAAUAUAUUUUGCCUUGGUUAUGAUAGCAGCAAGACUAAGAUAUUCUCCGCAGGAAACGAUGAUCAAGUCAUAGUCCACGAUUUGCGAACGGGCGAAUCUCUCAACAUCUUCUUGCAUGAAAAACCUGUCUAUGGGCUGUCUAUUCAUCCGCACAAUGACGAUGUCUUUGCUAGCGCCUGUGACGAUGGAAGAGUUCUCAUUUACGAUAUACGUAGCAACAGCGCUAUGGAAACUUUGGCACAAUACAAAAGCGCCUUCCACUCUGUCAUGUUUAAUCCCGCCGACCCCAGAAUGCUCGCUACUGCCAAUGCUAAAGAAGGUGUUAGUAUGUGGGACAUACGGAAACCAUUGGAGCCUGUAUUGUGUUAUGGAAGCCCGCAACAAAGUUGCAUGAAUGUCAGAUUUAAUUCGAUGGGCAAUCGAUUGCUGGCCUUACGAAGAAGACUACCACCAGUUCUUUACGCAGUCGAGUCUCCCACAUAUUUAUGUGAAUUCGAUCACCCAGGAUAUUAUAAUAGUUGCACUAUGAAAUCGUGCUGUUUCGCCGGCGAGAACGACGAAUAUGUUCUUUCUGGUUCAGAUGAUUUUAAUUUGUACAUGUGGAAAAUUCCUCCCAUGGAAGGCAAGGCUUGGGUAGAAUCUGCUCAUAUGGUAUUACGUGGUCAUAGAUCGAUUGUUAAUCAAGUUCGAUACAAUCAAGCAAGCUGCAUCUUUGCAUCGUCUGGCGUUGAGAAAAUUAUCAAGAUCUGGAGCCCGUUCCCGCUUGGAACCGGAUGUUUAGGAGGAUUAAAGAGAGACGCCGGUAAACGCGAAAGACAGCGUCGGGUAUUUACACAUGAUGAAUAUAUAGGACUGGUUUUACGUAGCGGACAGUUCAUGACGCAUGAUUAUAGUCACCAAUCAACUAAGGAAGACCCGCGAAUGAUGGCCUUUUUUGAUUCUCUCGUACAGCGUGAGAUCGAAGGCUGGAGUUCCGAGGAUGUGCCAACGCCACAUACGCCUAGCGAUUCUGAAAUAAAUCCGGCAACGGGCGAGCCAUACAGCGCGACAGAAGGCGAUGAUACCACAGCAUCAGAAGGUGGUGUAGCUCCUGAAAGACCGUUAGAAUCGCCAAAUCGUAUAACUCGGCUUAUCGCAAAUCGCAGAGAGAAACUCAUGCGAAUGGCCGCGAUGGAGCGAUCCGCCUCGGAUUCCGCUAGUGAGGGAGACAACACUCACACGAGACGUAGAUCCAAAUCGAAAUCGAAGUCGAAGAGUGUUAAAAGAAAACAUACCAGACUUUCCGGCAGAAGAAGACUAUCCGCUAGACGAAAGUGCACUGUGUUAAAAGUCAAUAGUGAUUCAGACAGUGACGACGAACGACCAGUUGACGCAGCUCAACCCAGUACUAGUUCCGGGGUGAUCUUCCGAAGAUCGCGAUACGUCGCCAGCGCCAUCGAGAAAGAUGAUAAGAGUUCGAGUUACAGCAGCAGCAGCAGUAGCUGUGUUUAUGAAGACAUUGUCGCUAUCAGUAAACGAAAACAUUCUAAAACUGAUUCGGAUACGUCCGUGAAGACGCACAAACGUAAGCAUCGAAAGUGCAAAAACAGUUCUCGACACGAUAGUUCUGGUAAGAGCCAAAGUAAACGACAGAAGCUCGAUGACGACUCGGAGGAAGAGGAGAAAACUAGCUCGAGAAAUUGUGUGAACGGUAACACUAGUAAGGAUAUUAGUAACUGUCGUGAAGAUGGACCGUCGACGCCAAGCAGCAAAUCACUUCAAGUUCCUUGUACACCUGACAGCGGUAUCAAAUCGGGUAUCUCAUCCACAGAGGGGAAGAAUAGCGAACGAACACGUAAGGAGCGAAACAAUAGAGGCGUGGACGAUAGUUCAGAUGAGCAAAAACUGAAACGUUUAGAGUGUUUCCGGAAAAAGGUAGAGGAGUUGGCGAGGAGGAGCUAUCGUAAUCGGUCUACGGCUCAGUCUCAAGCAAUUUCGACCACGAGUGAUUCUUCCGAUUAAGCGCUCACGUUUUACUCAUCGAAAUCCCUGCCCUCCCCAACGUGCUCUACUCCGAUCUCCCAUUCCCUUUCCAUUUGUACAUAAUGUAAUCUGUGAUUCCUUGAAGUAUAUUUUUAUAACACUAAGUUGAUCACGCGUGAGCGAUGCGAUUGAUUUCUUUUUUAAAAUCAUCUUUUUUAGAUCUUACCAUCUGUCUUUGAUCCCAUCUUUCUAAAUGUAAUUGUGCUUUCCUUCUUGCAAUUUUUAAAAAUUUUCAUUAAAAUCCUAAUAUAUUGUCAAUUUUUUCGCGACGUUUUGUAACUCGAGUCAUUGUUUAGAUAGGCGGAAAUUGUAAUGUUGUUUGGUACCAACCCUAUAUCUAUCGUCCCGCGUAAUGCCAUUGCGACUGUCUUUGCUUGAUAAUUCUCAGACAGUCAAUCCAUUAUUGUGAGGUGGAUGUUUUGCUGAUCUGAUCGUGUAAAUCGCAUAUAAUCGAGACAGAACUGCGGCGAAACGGAAACCGUACUGUAGACGCGAAUUAACACAUCCGCAUUAACUUCAAAUAUUUGCGGCAACUCGGCUAAUGUGUACCAUUGACAUGGUUUGUGCGUUGGAAAGUAAUUAAAAGUAAUAAAUUGGUAUACAUUUUUUUCCUA